AUGGAAAAUCGAAAGUACAUUGACAAUGAACUGACGGGGGACUGGAUAUGCUCGGACGACAAGUGCGGGAUUGUGAACUCGGCUCAAAGAACACACUGUAACCGAUGCAACAGAGUCAGGCCAAAGAGCACAAUGAGAAAAAAUCCGAAGCAGGUGCUUUUCAAAGCGAACGACUGGAAGUGUGAAGACUGCGGUAACAUCAAUUGGGCCAAGAGAGAUAAAUGUAACAUUUGUAGUAAGGUAAAGUUCCCAAAAAAGGGAAGCGACCCUAAGUCGAAUAAAGAGGUACGGACUGGCAAAGGUGGAGGCCACUACGACAUUCAGGGAAGUAAUGAAAAGAGAGUCCAUGACUCGGAUGACGAGGAGUAUGAUGAGUUCGGUCGGAAGAAGAAGAGGAAGAUAGUAGAUAAGGAUGUCAAGAAGGAUAAGGAUAGGGACGAUAAUGACACGAGCAGGGACGCAAGUGGCUACACAAACAACAAAGAGUCCUCCUACAAAAAGGACACGUACAGAAACAAACAGUUUAAUGACUCCCCGUCGAGGAAUUCCACGUCAAAUAAUUACCAAAAAGGUGGCGGCGGAGGCGGCUAUUACAAGAAUUACUACGACCGGAGGAAGGAGGACGGGGAUUACAGCGCCCGUCGGUAUGAUGGAAGCAACAAGCAUGACGACCGAAAUAGGUAUGAUGACCGAGGCAGACAUGAUGAGCGGAAAUCGAACUAUGACAGUGGUAGGCGGCACCACGAUAGGGCGGAGAAUGACAGGCUAGCCGAUUACGACCGAAGGAGGUAUAGACGGGAUUAA
Plasmodium coatneyi is the source of this 804-nucleotide messenger RNA. Its product is annotated as Zinc-finger. Gene Ontology annotation, biological process: RNA processing. The record is from RefSeq and is a predicted model, not a curated record. Bases 1 to 804 code for a protein of 267 amino acids. NCBI's taxonomy places the organism in Eukaryota, Apicomplexa, Aconoidasida, Haemosporida, Plasmodiidae. The transcript has 5 exons.